This is a messenger RNA of Eimeria necatrix, 2991 nucleotides long. RefSeq lists its product as hypothetical. The transcript has 3 exons. Bases 1 to 2991 code for a protein of 996 amino acids. Gene Ontology annotation, cellular component: cytoplasm. Lineage: Eukaryota; Apicomplexa; Conoidasida; Eucoccidiorida; Eimeriidae. The record is from RefSeq and is a predicted model, not a curated record.
AUGCGAAUUCGAGUCGCAGAUUUGGUCCUGGGGACAUGGGAGCUCAGCCAGCAGCAGCAGCAGCAGCAGCAGCAGCAGCAGCAGCAGCAGCAGCAGCAGGCUGCCGUCUGGAACCUGCAAAUCUGCAGACAUGGGGGCCCCGACAAACGGCUGCUGCAGCGCUGGCGAAUUCCCCUGCGGCCUUUGGGGGCCCCGGGGGCCCCCAAGCAGCUUUUGGUACUGGGGCCCCCAGUCUCCCCAGAUGCUGCAUGCAUCUCUUUUCCCCAGCAGCAGCAGCAGCAGCAGCAGCAGCAGCAGCAGCAGCAGCAACUGCUGGUGCAGCGGCAGGAGCCCGGAGUCAGCGGAGAGCGACAAGGGGCAUCUGACCACCUCACGUUUUGCCUGCUAAGGACCCACGAAGAUCAGGGACCUCUUGAAGAAACAAUUAUUGGCAGUGCUGCUUUGGGUGUGCCAGGGGCCCCCGGGGGCCCCCUGGCAGAGGCAGCUCUUAGUUUGCUGCUUCACGAGGGGCCCCCCGAGGACCUGCUGCCAGCCUCGAGGCCCCCUCGGGGGGCCCCCUGCGAGGCCCCUUCGGCUGAGGGCCCCCAGGGGGGCCCCCCGGGGGCCCCCUGGGGGCCCCCUGGGGGCCGAGUCCUCGGGAGGCUGCUGCUUGCUGUAGAGCUAAUCCCAGAAAGGGGGCCCCCAGGGGGGCCCCCAGGGGGGCCCCCUUCCUGGGCUGCUGCUGUGGCUGAACUGCCCCAAGGAGUUUUCUUGUGCCGCUGGGGGCCCCCCAACGAGACUGGGGGGCCCCCCAACAGGACUGGGGGGCCCCCGGGGGCCCAAGAAGGAGAAUGGGUGACCUGGGAGGCCCUUUGUGCGGCUCUGAGGGACAGGGGGCCCCCCGGGGCCCUGGCUGUUGUUAAGAAAGCUGUCAGGGGGCCCCCCGGGGCCCUUGUGCUGGCGAGGCCCCUUUUGACUCUUGGGGCCCUUUACAGACUGGCGAGGAAGCUGCGGCCCUUCCUUCCUGCCCUUCUUUCGGGAAUGUGGCAGCAGCAGCAGCAGCAGCAGCAGCAGGAGGGAGGCCCGCAGCAGCAGCAGCAGCAGCAGCAAAAUCGCGAGCAGUUCGGGUUUGGGCUGCUGCAGUGGAGCGAAUUUCAGUCCCUGCUGCUUCGAGUGAUGGACUCGGGAGCUGCGUCAGUUCCAAGCUCUGAGGAGCCCCCAACGGCUCUAGUCCCCAGCAGCAGCAGCAGCAGCAGCAGCAGCAGCAGCAGCAGCAGCAGUUUGACGGCGGAGGAGUGGCUGCUGCUGCACGGCUGCCUGGCCUUCAGGCACCUGUGGAAGACAGCAGCAGGCACAGCAGAGCUUUUCGAUCUUUGGGCUGCUGCGCGAUGCAUGCAUGCAUGUCUUCUUUUGGGGCCCCCCGAGGGGCCCCCCUGCCGCGCAGCAGCAGCACCCGCAGCAGCAGCAGCAGCAGCAGCAGCAGCAGCAGCAGCAGGGACGCCGCAGGGGGCGAGCAGCCAGUUGUCUCCCGCACUGAAGGAGCUGCUAGACGUUAUUGGGGGCCCCCCAGAUGCAGGGUCUAAUACUGUCUGUCCAGCAGCAGCAGCAGCAGCAGCAGAAGCAGCAGCAGCAGCAGCAGAAGCAGCAGCAGCAGCAGCAGCGCGUAGGGUCUCAUGGGCCUCUGCUGCUCAGGCCCCAGGCCACCUCCUUGCUGCUGGGGGGCCCCCCAACUCAGACCAUUUCAAAAUAAAACUUAUUGUGGAGGGGGCCCGGGGCCUCCGCCGCUGGGGGGGCCUUUUGCCUUCAACUUUUGUAACAGCAGCAAUUUCUUUCGCGCCUUCUGUGGCUGCCUGCCUCGCAGCUUUGCCUUGCUGCACCCAGGGGGCCCCCCGGGGGGCCCCCCGGGGGGGCCCCGGGGGGGCCCCCCGGGGGGGCCCCGGGGGGGCCCCCCGGGGGACCGCCCAGGAGCCCUUCCAGGGGGCCCCCUGGGGGGGCCCCCAGGGAGCUCUUCAGGGGGUCCCCCAGAAAGCCUUUGUUCAGGGGGGCCCCCAGGGGGCCCCCCAGGAAGCCUUUCAGGGGGCCCCCCAGGGGGCGCAGCAUCGGCACCUAGGGGCCCCAGAGGGGCCCCCGGGGGGGCCCCUUGAGUCUCUGCUUUAUGCAGAACAAGACUCAAGUCCUGUAGUGUUUCGCAGCAGAAGUCCUUCUUGGGGCUGGUCUACAUUGCUGCGGGGGCCCCCCUUGGCUCAGAUCUGCAGCACUGUUGCUGCUGCUGCAGCAGCAGUUGAGGGGGCCCCCGGGGCCCCCGCCGCGAGCAUGCCCGGCGCGGCCCUUCUCUGUGCUGCUGCUGCCAGCCUCAGGGAGGCCCUGGGGUCUGAGGCGCAGGGGCCCCCCCCAUGCUUCUGGGACCCAGCAGCAGCAGCAGCAGCAGCAGCAGCAGCAGCAGCAGGUGGUGCUGCUGCUGCAGCUAUUGCUGCUGCACUGGCCCCAGUUUUGGCAGUCCGCCUGACUGUGUGGCUGCUGGACGUUCGACCCGAGGGGCCCCAAGGGGCCCUUCCGCCACUUCCGGGGGCCCUUAGUUUUCCUGUUUUGCUGCAGCAGCUUCCCCGCUGCAUGCAGUGGAUGGGGGGCCCCCCCCAGCAGCCAGCUGGGGGGCCCCCCGUGAGCUCUGUGCCGCGGGGCUGGUACCCUUUGGGUCACGCACUAGUUCCCCUUGGGGGGCCCCCCUCGGGCCCCCGGGGGGCCCCCUUCUACCUCCGGCCCUACACACUGCAGGCGGAGGGCUUAGAAGCUUGCCCCAGCGCUGGUGCUGCUGCUGCUGCUGCUGCUGCUGCUGCUGCUGAGGUGGCAGCAGAAGCCCCUUGCGGUGUCUGUACAGCGGGUGCCUUCAUAGAGUUUGCCGACUCAUGUGGGGCCCCCGGGGCCCCAUAUGAGGCCCCUGGGGCCCCACAUGAGGCCUGUGGGGCCCCAAGUGGGGCCCCCGGGGCCCCAUAUGAGGCUUCUGGGGGCCCCUAG